Messenger RNA from Oryza sativa Japonica Group (Japanese rice), 1311 nucleotides. Its product is annotated as probable UDP-3-O-acylglucosamine N-acyltransferase 2, mitochondrial. NCBI's taxonomy places the organism in Eukaryota, Viridiplantae, Streptophyta, Magnoliopsida, Poales, Poaceae. The record is from RefSeq and is a predicted model, not a curated record. Gene Ontology annotation, biological process: lipid A biosynthetic process.
CCAUCUCCUUGCCCACCCAUGGGCCUGAAAGCCGAGUCCCCAGACCCACCUACCCGCGCCGCCGGCGAACGCCGCGCUCAAACCUUGAAUCGCCGCCGUUGUUAGACAUGGCGGCCGCUCUGCGCAGAACCGCGGCUCCCAUGGCGGCGGCGGCGGUGUUCCGGCUCUCCGCACCACCGCGCCACGCCGCUCGCCUCGCGCGGUUCCUCGGCGGCGCCUCCGCUGCUUCCUCCGAUGCGGCGGUUGCUUCGGGGGAGUUCGUCCCGUGGCACAACGGCGGGGGCGUCUUGCACAGGGCCGCGUCCGUUGACCCCACCGCGGUGGUGGAGGCCGGCGCCGUCGUGCACUCCGGCGCCGUUCUUGGCAAGGAUGUCGUCGUCGGCUCGGGAGCCGUGGUCGGGCCCUCCGUGUCCAUCGGUCAGUCAACCAGGAUCUGGUACAAUGUUGUUUUGAGCAAUUGUUCGGUGGGCGAGUUCUGCACUCUCCACAAUGGCGCCUGCAUUGGUCAAGAUGGUUUUGGUUUCUUUGUGGGGGAUGAUGGACAGGUUAAGAAGAAACUGCAGAUGUUGCAUGUAAAAAUUGGAAAUCAUGUGGAGAUAGGUGCAAAUACAUGUAUUGACAGAGGGAGUUGGAGAGAUACAGUAAUUGGAGAUGAAACCAAAAUUGACAAUCUUGUUCAGAUUGGUCACAAUGUAGUAAUUGGAAAGUGUUGCAUGAUUUGUGGACAAGCAGGAAUUGCUGGUUCUGCAACAUUGGGGGACUAUGUAACCUUGGGUGGUAGGGUGGCAAUUCGGGAUCACGUCUCCAUUGCUUCAAAGGUUCGGCUUGCAGCAAAUAGUUCGGUGACAAAGGAUAUUCAGAAACCCGGUGACUAUGGCGGGUUUCCAGCAGUCCCUAUAAAUGAAUGGCGCCGGCAGACUGCAAACUUGCGCAUAUUUUCGAAGAAAGAUGGUGGUAGAAGAUAGUAUGUACACAAUCCUGUGACGCCAAAACAAAAUGAUGUAACCAUAUUUUUUUAGCAGAUGUAUAGGCUUGUAGUUUGCUCUGUGAAGCUGAUGCAAUACCCCAUUUUGUCUAAUGGAAUCACUGAUAUCUUUUACCUCAACAUCUGAGAUGACCCAACUUGUAGAACAAGGGCCGCCAUAUUCAGCCAUCUCAGUAUUUGAAAUUUGAUUUGUUAUCUUCUGGUUUGUAUCAACAACAGUUCUGGAAGGCCAUUUUUUAUUGUCAGAUAUGUAAUAUGUUAAGCUAUCCAUCUCAAUGUAUCGUCCUCUAUUGAAAUACAAGUAAAUUGUCUAUCUUUUCUCCUCA